AUGGUGUCUGCUGCUAUCGCUCUGGCCUUCAUCCCCCUCCUGCUGACAAUUAUCAUCAGGUGCCGUCACUACUUUGUGCUGUUCUAUCGGGCAGUUCUGGUCAGAAUAUGGAGGGACUGUGUUACUGGUCUGAGCCGUGAGGAGCGUGCCUACCAGUAUGUUCUCACUCACGCCAUUCCUGGAGACCCCGACAGCAUCCUGGACGCCUUCGAUGUGUGGUGCAGCAAGGUGGAGUUCAUCAGCAACAUCGGGCCUAAAAAAGGGAAGAUCCUGGACCGGCUGCUGAUGGAGCAGAGCCCCCUCACAGUGCUGGAGCUGGGGGCCCACUGUGGGUACAGCACUGUGCGGAUUGCCAAGUCUCUGCCCCUGGGUGGCCGGCUCUACAGUCUUGAGAUGGACCAGAGAAAUGCUGCUAUUGCUGAGAAAAUCAUCCGCCUGGCCGGGUUUGAUGAUGACACGGUGGAGCUCAUUGUGAAUCCAUCCGAUGAGGUCAUCCCUCGGCUGCGCUCAGAUUAUGGUUUGGAAAGGCUGGACUUUGUCUUCAUGGACCACUGGAAGAAAUGCUACCUCCCUGAUCUGCAGAUGCUGGAGGGUUCUGGUCUGCUAGGAAAAGGCUCUAUGAUCGUGGCCGACAACGUGCUGUUCCCCGGGGCGCCAAAGUUUCUCAGACAUAUCCGCAAGAGCGGCCUAUAUGAGUGGAGGGUCCAUCGGGCCACGCUGGAGUACAGCAAAGGCAUCCGAGACGGGAUGGCUGAGCUGGUGUACCAGGGAAUUAAAUAG
Centropristis striata (black sea bass) is the source of this 780-nucleotide messenger RNA. It is a transcript of the gene tomt, whose product is annotated as transmembrane O-methyltransferase. The record is from RefSeq and is a predicted model, not a curated record. Gene Ontology annotation, molecular function: catechol O-methyltransferase activity. Bases 1 to 780 code for a protein of 259 amino acids. Gene Ontology annotation, biological process: developmental process; dopamine metabolic process; catecholamine catabolic process. The transcript is spliced from 4 exons. Lineage: Eukaryota; Metazoa; Chordata; Actinopteri; Perciformes; Serranidae.